CCCUAAAUUAUUGUUUUUCGUUGGUUUAAAGGUGGAUCGAUGGCCGGAAAGCUGAAAGUAUGCAUCAUUGGGGCUGAGGGCUGGGGCUCGGCCAUUGCCGCCGCCGUAAGCAACAAUGUCUUGGUGGGAGACUUCGACAGCCGGGUGCAUUUAUAUGUGUCCGAUGAAAUGAUUCGGGACACUGCCUUAUCGGAGAUCAUCAACACUCGUCACGAGAAUGUCAAGUAUCUGCCUGGGAUCAAGCUGCCCAAUAACUUGAUCGCUGUAAAUGAUCUUUUGGAAGCUGCCCAGAACGCAGAUAUCUUGGUAUUUUCCACGCCGCUUGAGUUCGUGCAAUCCUACUGCAACAUUCUGUCUGGAAAUGUUAAGGAGUCUGCCUUCGCCGUUUCUAUGACCAAAGGCUUGAUGAGCAAGAAUGGCGAGGGGAUUGGGCUCGUAUCGCACGUCAUCAACGAGAGUCUGGGUAUCCCUUGCUACUCUAUGAUGUCGGUACAUAGUGCCAUGGAAAUGGCUCAGGGAAAGUUGUGUGAGGUGACUAUCGGUUGCAGCGAUGGUUCUCAUGCUAAGCUGUUGAUCGCUGCCAUGCAAACCAAUAACUGCAGAGUUAUUUCUGUUAAUGACGUUGAUGGAGUAGAGUUGUGUGGAACGCUCACAGACAUUGUUGCCUUGGGAGCAGGUUUCAUAGAUGGACUGCGUCUUGGCGAGAAUGCCCGGUUGGCUGCCAUCCACUUGGGUAUCAAGGAAAUGAUGCGGUUCAUCAAGACUUUCUUUCCCUCAUCCAAUAUGACCACAUUCUAUGAGAGUUGUGGCGUGGCCAACACGUUGGCAUCAAGCUUCGUCGAUAAAAAUGUCACAUUUGCCAAGAGCCUAAUAACAUCAGGCGAAACUAUUGAAGAAUUAGAAGCUAACCUCCACAGCGGCCGCAAGCUUUUGGGUCCUAUGGUGGCCAGUGAUGUAAAUACAUUUUUGGAGAAUGAGCUUAUGCAACACGAAUUUCCGCUUUUCUCGGCCAUUCAUCUUAUAUGCCAAAGCGAGGCUCCGCCGGAACUAAUGAUAGAAGCACUGAGAAACCACCCAGAUCUAAGCAACUCAUCCAUUUCAAAUUUUCUAAACAAUGAAAAGAAUGAGCUUAAAACGGACCAAGGACUGCUCCAACUGAGGACUGCUUUAGAUAAGAUAUUGGCCGAGGCGGGGAACGAAAACGUUAAGAAGCUCAAGGUGAUGGACGACUGGACAGAAGUAAACGAAUAUGACGUUGAGGAGACGUACGAGCAGAAAGUGGCGUCACAGGUCUCCUCUCUUGAGACCGAAAAUAUUCCAAAGCGUCUGAGUGUAAAAGCUGCCAAGCUCUAUAAUGAUAUCCGGGACGGUAAUGUUGGGGUGGCCUUUAAAAUGGACAUCGAUGAAGGCGAUCGCCAUGUGCGGCUCUUGCUGGAGAAGGAAGGCGGAAUGUCUAGCGAUACAGACAAGACAGUAGUGUUAUCCAGAUUGACUGCAGGCCAAGAAAAUGACAAUACCAGGCUGGGCCAUGGACACUCAACCAACACUUCCGCGGGAUCCGAUCUUAUGGUCAGCAAAGGCAUUCCCAGUGGCUUGACUACGAACGAAACGCCUGAUGUCCUAGAUUUAAGUUCCGAGUCUGAGCCACUACAAUCGUCUAAACAAAACAGUCAACUGCUUGAGGAUGCAGAGUCAAAUUUCUCAGAGCGUUUAAAAGUGGAUCAACUGAAAGAGCAGAUUGAUAGACAAGAAACAGCCAAUAUGAAAGCCCAAGAAAAUCUUAUAAAAUCUAUUAGGCAAACUAUUCAGGCUCUGGGUGAUAAAGAUAAAAUGGAAAACCUAAUCGCCAAAAGCAAAAUGGAGGAGGAUCCCUUUCAACUAAAAAGCCAAGUUGAAGGGGAGGCUUUGCAACUGAAAAGCCAAAUGGAAGAGGAAUCUUUUGAACCCAAAAAUCAAACAGAAGAAGAAUCUUUCCGAAGUAAAAGUCAACUAGAUGAGGAAUCUGCUUCGCUAAAAGGCCUAAUGGAAGAAGAAAAUUUUCAGCUUGAAAGCGAAAUGCAAGAGAAGACAAGCCUAUUGAAAAGUUCAGCAGAUAAAUCUGAAUUUGUUGGAUACAACGCUGAGGAAGAGCAAGCCAUAGAAGAACCAACAGAUAACCGUCAGUAUAAAUUAAGAUCAGAAGCUGAUAACCUUAAAGCACUUAUGUUCACCGAUUCCGAGGAGCCCUUGGAGUCCGAGAAGCACAUUGAAAUGAAACUUCAAGACGAAAACGAUUUUGAUCUGGAUGAGGAGCCCGCAAUAGGAAAAAAAGACCGUACUUACACCAAAGAGAACUUGGAGCUCGAGGAGCUGCUUGAGUGGCAGAAACUAAAGAAACUAGAUAAAGACCAUCAACAUUAUUCUGGAUAUUCAGCGGAACUGGAAGAUGCGACAGCCCUUGAAAACAACGCGAGGUUUCCAAUAGAGCAUGAUGAUAGGUUGCAGGAUGUGGAUAGCUAUCAGCAAAAGGAACUCGUUCAAGUAAGAGCUGAGAAUAAAGAGCUUAGCGAGGAAAGGCCGGAUCAAAAUUAUGAUGAGGUUAACUUGCGCCACCACAACGAUAUGAAAGCUAGUGAGUCUGGGCACCACGAGUGGGAUUGGCUAAUGAACAAUGAAAAGAUCGAUUCCGACGAGCAGCAGUUGUAUGCCAACGAGAGGAUGGAAACUCUUAGCGAAUCUGACCAGGAUAAGCUGCAGAACCUGAACAAUCAACUAAAGGAUGCCUUGCAGCAUGAUUUGGAUGUCAUGUCGGCUAGCAGGAAUAAUGAAUCAAAUGAUGUGCUGUCCGAGGGCGACUUCAAUCCCGAAGCUGCUAAGAAAGCCACCGAGCAACCAAGGAACCCCACUCCUACCCAAAUCCCCGCAGUCCCCUUGCCAGUAACAGUGCCUAAUAAACAAUCCCAUAUCCGCGAGGGCAGUCCACAGUUCGAGAAUCAGCCUAAAUCUGUUCCGCCACCCUCGCCAAAAACUAAACCAAAUGCACCUGUCGAAUUUGGGAACAUGGACGAAGCGUCGAAUGAAUCGGCUUCUGACCAAAUGGUCCCUAAGAGUAGGAAAAUAUCAAAAACUGAGGCGGUGAUUGAGCCAGUCGCUAAGGAUGUGUCCGUGGCGGAGCCAACUGAGUCAUUGCAUACCGAAAAGGAAAGUUCACCAGCUAAGCAAAGGUUGCCGCAAAGCAAAAGAAAGCAAAAAAGUGGCGUAAGAAAACCAUCUAGUGAUGCAAAUCCCAGUAAGGCAUCGCAAGAAACCGAGAAACAUUGGAAAACUACAGAACACCAGAAGGCACAACUGGCAAAGGUGGGUAAGAAGAUCAGCGUUAUGCGAAGAGGUCAGGAUCGUCGUGUUAGCUACAGGGGUCAGAACCCCUUCAGCGGUGAACCGGACCUAGAGUCUAGGCCCCCGAUGGACACCAGCUUUGAAAAGGACAAAACGGGGGAGUACCAGGGACUGGGCCAUCAGCGUCGCAAAGUAGUCGUGGCGCCGCCCUUUCAUCCGCCUAUCAAUCCACGAGUACGCGUGCCACGACCACCUUUCGAUGGACGGGAUCAUGAGUUCCAUACGAUGACUACCACGACGGUGGUCAGUCACCUUGCCCCAGCACCGAAGUGGUCGUCUCUGCCCACGACUCUAAAGCGCAAUCGCCCCUCCCUGGUUGCCACCAUACAGGUCAAGCACUUUGCCGCUCUGCCCAGUCAGGCAAUGCCGAGCCCCAUAUUGAAGAUGCCGAUGGGAGUUCCGCGCACACCCACUUUUUCAAAGAUCCUCUGCGCAUUGCAGUUAGGAUUGCUGGCCUCCUACCUCGCCUGCAGGAAGAACUAAUCU
Molecule: messenger RNA, 3861 nt
Organism: Drosophila erecta
Lineage: Eukaryota; Metazoa; Arthropoda; Insecta; Diptera; Drosophilidae
Gene: Gpdh3
Exons: 6
Coding region: 40-3858 (1272 amino acids)
Biological process (GO): carbohydrate metabolic process; glycerol-3-phosphate catabolic process
Cellular component (GO): glycerol-3-phosphate dehydrogenase (FAD) complex; cytosol
Molecular function (GO): glycerol-3-phosphate dehydrogenase [NAD(P)+] activity; protein homodimerization activity; NAD binding
Source: RefSeq, a predicted model, not a curated record